Molecule: messenger RNA, 5194 nt
Organism: Mustela erminea (ermine)
Lineage: Eukaryota; Metazoa; Chordata; Mammalia; Carnivora; Mustelidae
Gene: CSF2RB
Product: colony stimulating factor 2 receptor subunit beta
Exons: 15
Coding region: 525-3233 (902 amino acids)
Biological process (GO): cytokine-mediated signaling pathway; immunoglobulin mediated immune response
Cellular component (GO): membrane; external side of plasma membrane
Molecular function (GO): protein binding; cytokine receptor activity
Source: RefSeq, a predicted model, not a curated record
CUGCGUGAAUCAACUAGGCAGGGAGCUGACUGACGGAGAUGUGUAGGCGUGAGCAGGGAGCAGUACUUGUGGCCGAAGGAACAUUUGCAAACUCAGUAAGGCCUAGAAGAAAAAAAAAAAAAAUCAAUAAUCUCGGUGUCCACAGUUCUCAGAAGCUGGGCAGUCUUGUGAGGAGUCACAGAAACCGGCCUGGCCUGGUGUCGCUUCCUCUUUCUGCUUCUCUGUUUCCUAACGACGUCGUCAGCAUAAAAUAGGAAGCUCCCGCGGCUCCCCGUCGCCUGGACACUCCGGCAGAAGAAGGCUCUGCUGUCCCACCGCGAAGAGGAAGAAGGGAACAGCCCAGGAGAGGACACUGUCUGCCGCAUGAGUCCCAGAGAGAGGAUUCUCAAGAGCCGGGGACAUGGGUCUGGCCUGGCCUCCAGCAGGGGAAGAAGCCAAGAUUCCAGGCCAGUGAGGACCCUAGCCCCUGCCCAGCCCUGGAUCCACUUGUGCCGGCCACCUGCUUGCCCAGAGCUGCCUGAGAGAUGGUUGUGUCCCAGGGCCUGCUCCCUGCUGUCUUGCUGGCUCUGUUCUGGGGGCCCAGCGUGGCAGGGGCCCAUGAGACUGUCCCACUGCAGACCCUGAGCUGCUACAAUGACUACAAGAGCCUCAUCACCUGCAGGUGGGCAAACACUCGGGAUGCCCAGGGGCUCAUCGACCUGACUCUCUACCGGAGGCUGAAUGAGGACCCUCCAAAGCCAGUGUCCUGUGAUCUCAGUAAUGAGACGGCCUUGUUAGACCACCCCUGUCCCGGCUGUGUGUCCAGAAGAUGUGUCAUUCCGUAUGAGUUUUUCGUUAUUGCUGACAGAGACUACUUCUCAUUCCGACCAGACCGGCCCCUGGGCACCCAGCUCACCAUCACUCUGACCCAGCAUGUGCAGGCCCCGGCACCCAAGGACCUCCUGAUCAAUACUACUGGGGAGCGCUUGCUGCUGACAUGGACAGUGGCCCUUCCGGAUUCCCAGAGACACUGGCUGUCCAACCUGGAGUAUGAGGUGGUCUUCAAGCGGCUUCAGGACUCCUGGGAGGAGGCCUCCACCCUCUACCUGAACUCCUCCCAGGCUAUCCUGGAGUCAGAACACCUCAUUCCUGGCAGCACCUACGUGGCCCGAGUGCGCACCCAUCUGGCCCCCAGCUCAGGGCUCUCGGGGCGGCCCAGCCAGUGGAGCCCGGAGGUCCGCUGGCACUCGCAGACAGGGGACAAGGCCCAGCCCCAGAACCUCCAGUGCUUCUUUGAUGGGGCUGCCGUUCUCAGCUGCUCCUGGGAAGUGAGGUCCGAGGUGGCCAACUCAGUCUCCUUCGCCCUCUUCUACAAGGCCAGCCCCAAUGCGGGGGAAGAAGAGUGCUCCCCAGUACUGAAGGAGGAGCUCCCCGGCCUCUACGUCCGGCACCAAUGCCAGAUUGCCGUGCCCAACCCCAGGAAGGACAGCCAGUACACCAUCUCCAUUAGGCCAAAGGAGGAGGAGAAGUUUAUAAAAAGCUCGGAAAACAUCCAGAUGGCUCAACCAACACUCAAUGUGACCAAAAGCAGAGAUGGCUACACCCUGCACUGGACGGCACAGGAGAUGUUCUACAAGCACAUAGGUCACACCUUCCAGGUCCAGUACAAGAAAGCUACAGCCUCAAGGGAGGAAAGCAAGACGGAAACCCUCCAGAACGCCCACAGCAUGUCGCUGCCGCCGCUGGAGCCCUCCACCAGGUACCAGGCAAGAGUGAGGGUCAAGCCCACCCCUGGCGGCUACGACGGCAUCUGGAGUGAGUGGAGUGAGGAGCUCUUCUGGGACACUGAGUGGGUGCUACCCAUGUGGGUCCUGGUUCUCAUCCUGGUCUUCACCACUGGGGCACUGCUCCCCGCCCUGCGCUGCUGUGGCAUGUACGGGUACAGGCUGAACCAGAAGUGGGAGGAGAAAAUCCCCAACCCCAGCAAGAGCCACCUGUUCCAGAACGGGAGUGCCGGCCUCCAGCUCCCAGGCAGCAUAUCGGAGCUCAUCAGCAGGGGCCCCCCGCACAAGGGGCCGCAGGGCAGCUUCGUCCCUGGGCUGGACGGCGUGUUCCCUGUAGACUACAGACACAGCGAGGUGUCGCCUCUCACCACGGAGGACCCAAAAGAUGCCUGUGAAUCACCCUCAGAGCCUGACAUGACUCCAACCUCCUUGGAUCCGUACUCGGAGGAGGCCCCUGACCCCCAGCUAGACCCAUCGGCCCCCGCGGGCAGGUCCGAGAGCCAGGCUUCCGGCUUCGACUUCAACGGCCCCUACCUGGGGCUCCCCCACAGCCACUCCCUGCCUGACGUGCUGGGCCAGCCGGCACCCCCACAGGCAGGCCUGAGCCAGAAGCCGCAGCCUCCGGGGUCCCUGGAGUACCUGUGUCUGCCCGCAGGGGGGCAGGUGCAGCUGGUCCCGCUCGCCCAGGUGAUGGCCCAGGGCCAGGCCAUGGAUCGGGAGGAGAUCCUUGACCCGGGCGAGGAGGGGAGCCCCUCCCUGGAGUCAAGGGCAUGCCCCGCCCCUUCUGUGCCCGGGGUCAUAGUAGGCGGUCAAGGCCCAAAGAACAGCCCCAGCCCGAAGGAUGGGACACUUGCAGCUCUGCCCGCUGGCUCCGGGGCCCGUGAGGAUGGCCUUCUGGCGUCUGGCUAUGUCACCACUACAGACCUAGCACUCCCCUUGCCCAUGGGGCUGCCAUCUGCCUUCACAGUUCACCCUCUGCACCUGCCCACAGACCAGAGCCACAGCCUCUGUCCAGGAGUGGCUGGUGGGUCCCCUGCAGCCCCAGGCCCCGUGAAGCCAGAAAUCGAGGGCUAUGUGGAUGUCCCUCCAACCUCAGACCAGUCUCCUAAGUCCCCUCUGGGCAGUCUUGCCCUUCCUCCAGCCAGCAGCCCCACCCUAAGCCCAGGGGAGCCCAGAGCAGAGGGGAUGCCCCCCUCCCCACACCCCGAGGGGCUCCUGGUCCUACAGCAGGUGGGUGACUACUGCUUCCUCCCUGGCCUGGGCUCUGGUCCUCUCUCACCCCAGACAAAGCCCUCUUCCCCAGGACCCUAUCCUGAGAUCGGGGACCCCGACCAGGUGUUCCAGGCCAAGAAGGCCCUGGGCCAGGCCAUUCCCCAGAUGCCAGCCAUCCGGCACUUCAAGGCCCUCAAGCAGCAGGACUACCUGUCACUCCCGCCCUGGGAUGUGGGCAGGCCUGGGGAGGUGUGCUGACACCUCCGAGCUCCUGGGGGCCUGAGUGGGAGUUCUGUCUCCCCUUCCACUGGUCUCUCGCCUCAUCCGCACUCCGUUCUGCAAAGCUGCAUUGGGGCUUCUGAGUUGGAGCAGAUAGAGGUGGGGAAAUGCGUGGGCCUCCUCUCUUCUAACUUGACCUUCAGCCGAUGGAUUCUCCUCUCCCCACUGCCUCCCUCUCUCUCUCACAGACCGGCGGACACAGACACGUGCACAUGUUUCUUUCAUGUUAACUUACUUUUAGGUUCCAAAGUAUUAGAGCUUCUUAUAUACUCAUUCUAUUUGCCCCUGAUUUUUUGUUUUUUGUUUUUGGGGGGGGUUUAUGUUUUUGUGUUUUUGUUUUUAAUAGAUUUCCUUGCUUUCGCCACUGUCUUCUUUCCCUUUCCACUGAUUUAUUAUCUGAGUGACUUUGAGCUAAGCCCAGUCUGAGAUGACGUGUCUGGGUCGGAGCCUGUUCUGACACCGACAUGUCCGGUUACGUGGAGAUCUUGGGUCUGCGGCCUGGCCCCGGCAGGUACGGACACAGCCCUGGUGUGGAGAGAGGCAAGGGGCUGCCCUGGCUGAGACCCCAGAGAGGGAAGGCUCAGGAGAGCUGUGCAGGGCCUGAUUCUGGGCGCUCUGAGCAAUGAGCGUGGUAAGGGGUGUGCAAGAAGAGAGUUGUGCUGAGCUCACAGGAGCCCCCCACAACCCCAGUCUCAUGGCGUGCGUUCCGCCCACUGGCUACUUUCUAUGUCCUGCCUGUGGGCCUGCGGAGGGACGUCCAGAAACCACAUGCACUCCAGAAAUGCUGAGAAGAACCGCUCAACAAAGGGAAAAAAGGGAAAUUAUCAAAGGCCUGCACCCUUUGGUGCUUAAAAUCAGAGUCAUGCCUUCAGAGCCUUCCCUCCAGAAAGAACUUACAGCUCCUGCCUCUCCCAGCCACGGCCCAGGGGCUUUGGAUCUAUGUCUGGUCCUACCCAGAGGAUUACGGUUUCUUUUAAAAUAUGUGCCUUUCUGACAUGCCAAAAAAAAAAAAAAGGCAUUAAAUUGUUUUAAUUUGCAUUAUUUGAUAACUAUCCAGUUUGCACGCAUUUUCGUAUUUCCUGGGCAUUCGUAUUUCUUGACCGGGCUAAGCCCAUUAAGGACUUUGUUUUGCCGGGUGUUCAUCUUUUCCUGAUUACGUUUUUUUUUUUUUUUUUUUUUUAAACUGUUUACAUGUGGUCUUUCAUGAUCGGUGCAGGUUCCUCCCUCUAGUUUGUAGUUUGUCGUUGGGUUUUGUAUCUGAGGACGGUAGACAGACCCAUACAAUGUAGCCUUGUAGCCUUCUCCACACGCUAAGAUUUGCUGGCGCUACUUUGGUGUCCAAUUUACAAGGGCUUUCCCCCUCCAAAACUAUAUUGGUCCUAAUUGAUAUUUUUCUAGUUCAAGCUUUUCGUGUAAAAUUGUGUUGGGUUUGGAAUGUUCGUGUGCGAGAGGUAGAGUUGCCUUUAUGUUUUCCCGGAAUGAGUGGCCUGGGUGUUUCUCCAUCGUUUGCUGAAACACCCAUUCUUCGUCCCUGUGUCUAAACAUCAGUUUUAUGAUCUAGAAAGUCCCUGAUAUAUUUAGUGGGUUUCUAGGUUUCCAAUUUUCUUAUCUUACAUUGUCUGCUCAAUGCCCCCACUCCCAGCUUUGUAACGUUUUAACAAGUGGCAGACCCAAUGUUGUCAUUUUUGUUCUCAAAGCCCUGCUCAAUACAGCAAUGUUGGGAGGAGGGAAAGGAUUAUAAACAAUGUAAAUAUUCACAAAUGAUGACUUGUUACAAUAAUAACACUUCAGGUUAUUCUAAAGUAGAAUCCUGUGUUACAGAUGGAUGAGGUAGCCCUACAUGGAUUAGAAAGAAAUCCAAGAGAAUGAAUUCCAAAAUGUUCAGACAUUUGUUAGCUGAAAAAAAAAUUGCAAUAAAAUAUUUUUUUAAUAAAAUAAAA